GUGACUGAAUUAGCAUCCAGAGAAUUGGCGUCACGUUCCAAGCUGGCACGGUGUGUGUGUGUGUGUGACGUUAAUUAGGGGGUGGAGUUAGUGCUUAAAGCCUGUGCUGUCAGUGGAGUGCACACACACACACACUCACACACAUAGGCAGACACACAGAGUGGUGGAGUUAAAGCCUGAACACCAUCGCUGCUCAUCAUCACAGCGCUGCUACUGCUGCUGCUGCCGCCGUGGACUUUAGUCAACUCCACAUCCACCUGAAGCUUCUGUGCCGAGGAAAUCUUCAUCCGUCCACUUCUCAGACUCGGAGCUGCGGAGGACCGACACCACAGACGCAAACACAGCUCAUGGCGUUGAUGGUGAACGUGUGCUGGAUGUUGGCGCUGGGUGCGUGCUCGGUGCUGACCGUGCAAGCGGAGUGCACUAAGGAGUGCGCACUCUGUCUGUACAGCUCUUUAGCAGCGCAGCAAGCAGACAGCAGCACCGGGCCCUGCACACUCGAGUGUGGAAGCAGCGUGGACCUGAGGAAGCUGGGACUCUGUCGGAACGCUCUGACCGAAGACGAGCGUGCCGCCGUGGAUCAAAAACCAGAGCCUGACAGCGCCGAGCACCUUCUGGCCAAGAAAUACGGCGGCUUCAUGAAACGCUACGGUGGCUUCAUGAUGAAGAAGACCUCAGAAGACCUCACGAAAGACGAAUCCGACGGCGUUUCCGAGGAGGAGCUGGGCAUCCUGAGGGAGAUCCUGAGGGCGGGCCUGAACGCCAACGAGCCAGGCAAGGAGCUCCAGAAGCGCUAUGGAGGCUUCAUGCGCAGGGUGGGCAGACCGCAGUGGCUCGACGAGAGCAAAAAUUACGGCCUUCACAAACGCUGGGAGGACGAGGGAGCGGAGAGCGUGUUGCCCGAGACGCACAAGAGAUACGGAGGCUUCAUGGAUUAGGAGCCGAUGCGAAGAUUCAAAACGGACACUCAUCGUCGCAAAGCAAUCCCAAAUGUGUGCAAAGCUUACGACUUCAUGUUCAUUUAUUAUUAAUGUAUUAACACGUGCCGAGUCGUUUUCUUUAUUUUGCUAUGUGCGAGUCGUUGCUAUGGGUGAUUCUUUGAGCGACUCUUUUAAGUGAAUCAGUUUAGUGAGUCAAUUCGCAAGCAAAUCAAAAUGUUUUGUUUUAUUUUAUUAAUUGAGUGGUGUGUACUUUUCUUCAAAGACAAUAAAAAAAUAUACGUUAAGCAGAGUAAAUUGAAAUAACAGCCUCUGUUAUGUUUAUUAUAUGUUUUUCGUUGUCUUGCUGAAUUAUGGUGCGUUAAUAGAUUCACGAAUCGAGCUUCGAGAGAUUCAACGUUUAAACUCAAUUUUGUCUAUUUUUUAAUAUACCGUGAAUGUAAUAAUGUCAUUAAAAAAACUAAAAAAAAAAACUUGUCAUGUAGAUUAACAAUGAUAAUGUGAACCCACGCUGUAGCUUGUUUAAUGGUGAACCGAACGAAUCAGCAUCCGAUUCAUUUAAAUAAGUAGUUCAAAAGAAUCAAAUCGCUCAAGUGACUCGUGAUGCCCAUCACUUCUUUGCUAAUGACUAUAUCUGCCUAAUAAAGUCUGUUCGGUAGUUUAA
Ictalurus punctatus (channel catfish) is the source of this 1602-nucleotide messenger RNA. It is a transcript of the gene penka, whose product is annotated as proenkephalin a. The record is from RefSeq and is a predicted model, not a curated record. Lineage: Eukaryota; Metazoa; Chordata; Actinopteri; Siluriformes; Ictaluridae. Gene Ontology annotation, biological process: chemical synaptic transmission; neuropeptide signaling pathway; sensory perception. The coding region runs from base 348 to 938 and encodes 196 amino acids. The transcript has 4 exons. Gene Ontology annotation, cellular component: axon terminus; neuronal cell body; dendrite. Gene Ontology annotation, molecular function: opioid receptor binding.